AUGGCAGCCGUACCCGAUCCCGUCACUGAGAAGCAACAGAUCCUCUCCAAUGAGCUCGAGAGUGGUGCGAGCUCUCCACCUGAGUUCCAUGAUGACCUGCCCGACCCAGAUGCUGGCAAGAGCGCUGAGGAGCGCGCCCGCCUUGACAAGGCCCUGGUGCGAAAGAUCGAUCUGUGGCUCGUCCCAUGGCUCUCGCUCUUGUAUCUGUUGUCGUUCCUAGACCGAACCAAUAUCGGAAAUGCAAAGACGGCCAAACUAGAGCAGGGCAUCGGCAUGGUGGGCCGUGACUACAACAAUGCCUUGACCAUCUUCUUUAUUUCAUACGCGGGCGCUGAACCCGUCACCAACAUUCUCCUCAAGCGAUACUCGCCUCGUGUCUUCUUUACUUCCAUCAUCAUCGCCUGGGGUGCCAUCAUGACCGUCAUGGGUUGCGUCGAGAACCAGGCUGGACUCCUUGCGUGUCGCUGGUUCCUCGGUCUCACCGAGGCGGGUCUGUUCCCGGGUGUCAACUAUUAUCUCUCUUGCUGGUACAAGCGCCAAGAGCUUGGUUUCCGUGCUGCCCUCUUCUUCUCUGCCGCUGCCUUGGCCGGAUCUUUUGGUGGUCUCCUCGCCGCCGCCAUCAUCCAGAUGGAAGGUGUUGGUGGAUAUGAGGGAUGGCGCUGGAUUUUCAUCCUCGAGGGUCUCAUGACUGUUUUUGUCGGUCUCUUCUGUUGGAAGAUGGUUUUCAACUUCCCCGACACUGCAGGUUUCCUCACUCCCGAGGAAAGGCUGCGUGCCCAGCGUCGUCUCACAGCUGACAACCAGACGCGUGCCGAGGAAGAGAAGAUCAGCCGCAAGUAUGUGUUUCAGGCUAUCAAGGAUUGGAAGACGUGGGUGUUCGCCCUGCAGUAUAUGGGUUGCCUAUGCCCGCUGUACUCGUUCUCGCUCUUUUUGCCGACCAUUCUCCAAGACGGCAUGGGCUACAAGGGAACGCACCUUCAGCUCAUGUCCGUGCCACCGUAUGCCGUUGCUGCAGCCAUGACCGUCUUCGUUGGAUGGUUUGCGGACCGCACCAAGUAUCGUGGCUACGCCAACAUGGCCGUCGCUUUGAUGGGCUGUGUCGGUUUCGCCAUGCUGCUCGCUAGCAAGAACCCGCACGUGCAGUACGCCGGAACUUUCCUCGGUGCUGCUGGCAUCUAUCCCACUGUCCCCAACACGCUGACCUGGGCGUCCAACAACGUCGAGGGUUCGCUCAAGCGCGGCGUCAUGGUCGGCAUAGUCGUUGGCUGGGGUAAUAUGAAUGGUGUCGUCUCCUCGAACAUCUACAUGUCGCCGCAGAAGCCGCGAUACUGGACCGGCCACGGCACCGUUCUCGGCUACAUGUUCGUGUGUUUAUUCGGCGGAAGCGUCAUCACGCAUGUCUUGUUGAGGCGCGAGAACCACAUGCGCAAAACGGGAAGGCGCGACUACCUGGUCGAGGGAAAGAGCGAGCAGGAGAUCAGGGAUCUGGGCGACGUGCGCCCGGACUUUAUCUACACAACAUAG
Molecule: messenger RNA, 1524 nt
Organism: Didymosphaeria variabile
Lineage: Eukaryota; Fungi; Ascomycota; Dothideomycetes; Pleosporales; Didymosphaeriaceae
Exons: 4
Coding region: 1-1524 (507 amino acids)
Biological process (GO): transmembrane transport
Cellular component (GO): membrane
Molecular function (GO): transmembrane transporter activity
Source: RefSeq, a predicted model, not a curated record